AUGGAGCAGCGCGCAGCAAUUCCAGUAACACUGCCUCGGGCCAACCCCACAUCGAGUUACUGGCAGACCCCUCCUGAUGAUGUUGCAGAUCUCAGGUCGACCAUGGGUCUUCCUGAAAAAGCAGAAAUUGUUAUUAUCGGAAGUGGAAUAACCGGAGCUUCCCUUGCCUACAACCUUCUUCAGUAUGGCCGACAAGACAUCGUCAUGCUUGAGGCCCGUCAGGCUUCCUCGGGAGCCACUGGUCGGAAUGGCGGAAACACUAAAGCAGCAUCAUAUCGUUCGUUUUUGCAGCAUGCCGAAGAACAUGGCACCGAGACAGCUGUCAAGAUAGCCAAGCUGGAACUGAGCAACAUCCGGGAGAUGCACGCUUUCGCAAGGGCACACGCUAUAGACUGUGAUUCGCAUCCUUGUGAAACAAUUGAUGUCUUUUAUGACGAAGCACAGUGGAAAGAGAGCGAGCGGGCUAUACAAGCCAUGAAGAAAGCGAUGCCGGAUCACCCAGCUUCCGUGUACAAGAUCCUAACUGCCGAAGAAGUCCGAGCAGAGUUCUACUGCGGGAAUGGAGGCACCGAGAACAUCUAUGGAGGCAUCGUAUACGAGGCUGGAAGUAUUCACGCCUAUAAACUCUCUAUCGGCAUCCUGAAACUAUGUCUCGAACAAGGUCUAAACUUGCAGACUAAUACUCCUGCUAUGAGCCUGCAACGCCUCGCCGAUGGUCGAUGGAAAGUGCAGACACCCCGAGGAGAUAUAAUUGCCCAGCAGGUCGUACUUGCAACGAAUGGAUACACGGCACAUCUGGUCAACAAGUUUCAAGGUACAAUUGUACCGUAUCGGGGCCAUGUCACUGCGCAAAGGCCGGGACAGGCAAUGCCAAAAGAAGGUUUGCCCGUAACUUACAGCUACCGUUACAACGGUGGGUAUGAAUACAUGGUGUCACGUCCUCAAGGCUCCCACUUCGAAGGUGAUAUAGUGAUUGGCGGUGGGCAAUUCAAAGCGCCGGGCGGUGGCAUACUGGAGUAUGGCACAACUGACGACACUACGGUGAAUGAGGAUAUUGAUGCAAUCCUUUAUGAAUGCCUACCUCAGUAUUUUGGAGAUUACUGGGGAGAAGACCACCCUGGAGGACGUAUUCGUAGCAUUUGGACAGGCAUAAUGGGCUACAGUGCCGAUGGGUUCCCAUUCGUGGGCGAAGUUCCCGAGGAAAAGAAUUUGUGGAUGUCAUGCAGUUUCCAAGGUCAUGGUAUGGUGCUGUGCUGGAUGUGUGCGAGAAUGCUAGCAUUGCUCAUCGAGGGAGGAGACAACGCUGAACUUCAGGCUUCGUUCCCAGAAGUGUUUCGCGCGUCUCAACAGCGGAUGGGUGCAACGUUCCGAGGACGUUUACAUGUGAGCGCAGAUCCGACGAACUAG
Truncatella angustata is the source of this 1407-nucleotide messenger RNA. RefSeq names its product FAD dependent oxidoreductase. NCBI's taxonomy places the organism in Eukaryota, Fungi, Ascomycota, Sordariomycetes, Amphisphaeriales, Sporocadaceae. The transcript is spliced from 2 exons. Gene Ontology annotation, cellular component: cytoplasm. Gene Ontology annotation, molecular function: oxidoreductase activity. The record is from RefSeq and is a predicted model, not a curated record. The coding region runs from base 1 to 1407 and encodes 468 amino acids.